AUGUCUUAUGAUGUGCAGGAACAGCAUGUCUCCCAUCUGGGGGAGGGCCUCACGGCUAUCCGCCAGGUUGACGAGCUGCAUGCCCCCGGCGCGACCGCUGCGAUCACCGCGCUCAACCUGCAUGGCAACAACGUCGCCCGCAUCGAGGGCCUGUCGCACCUCACGCGCCUGGUCCGCCUCAACCUGUCGUCCAAUUCGAUCGCGGCCAUCGAAAACCUGUCUGGCCUUGCAGCACUGACCAGCCUCAACCUGGCUAGCAACCGGCUGCGCGCCGUGCGCGGGCUCAGCGGGCUCACCGCGCUGGCAGACCUCAACCUUUCAUACAACCACAUAUCCUCCCUCGACGGCCUUUCGGAGCUGCACGGCCCCACGGGCCGUUUGCAACGCCUGGCGCUGCAGCACAACGCGCUCGCGUCGCUGCAUGCGCUCGCGCCGCUCGCGGGUUGCCUCGCGCUGCGCAGCCUGCGCGUCGGCGGCAACCCUGCGACCGUGAGCCCGGCGGCGUACGCGGCGCUGCGGCAGGUGCUGCCGCAAGUGCAGCAGCUGGACGAGGCGGAGGCAGUCAGCGUCGAAGCGGGCUGGCAGCUGGCCCACGCGCAGCUGCAGGCGUUUGCGGGCGGAGGCAGCAGCGGUGGCGGCUUUGAGGAGGGACCCUUGGGGGCCGCUGAAUUGCAGCACGGCGGCUGGGGCGGCGGCGGCGGAGGAACCGUGGACUGGGCCCCAGCAGUGGAGCGGCUCAGGACAGAAGCAGAAGAGCUGCGGGGACAGCUGGCCAGGGUGGCAGACGAGCUGGAGGCCAGCCGUGCCGCUCAGGCGCAGCUGCGCCAGCAGACGCACGAUGCGGUCCGCGCCGCAGAGGCGGAGGGGCGCCGCAGAGUGGAGGAGAGCUACGAGGAGGCUUCCUUCGCGGUGCAGCGCGCCCUGGAGCGUGUCGAGGCGGCGGCCGCGGAGGCUGCGGAGGCGCAGGCGCGGGCCAAGGCGCUGGAGGGCGCGCAGGCGGAGAGCAGGGCGGAGCUGCGCGCGGCGCGGGAGGAGGCGGGCAGGCUUCGGGCCGAGGUCUCUCAGCUGGCGUCCCGGCUGGACGCGCAGCAGGCGGCUGCGGCGCGCGCGGCCGCGGAGGUGUGCGAGCAGCACAAGGCGGAGGAGCGGGCGCUGCAGCAGCGGCUGCAGGAGGCGGCGGCGGAGCUGGCGGUCGCGCAGGCCGCCGCGCGGGCCUCCGAGCAGCAGGUGUCAGCGCUCGAGGCGGCGCUGCAGCGCAGCGGCGCGGCGGCGGCGGCCAUGAGCGAGCAGGUGGCGCAGGCGAUGGGGGACGCGGGCGGCCAGGUGGAGGCUAUGAAGGCCAAGCUCGCAGCAGCAGAGGCGCGGCUGUCCGAGGCGCAGGCAGCGGAGGCCGCGGCGCACGCCGACGCGCGGGAGGCGCGUGAUGCGCUCGCGGCCGAGCGGCAGCGGCACGGCGCUGAGCUGGCGGAGGUGCGGCAGCAGCGUGAGGCGGUGGAGGCCGGCGCACGGGUGGCGGCGGCGAGCGCCGCGGCUGCGGCGGAAGCGGCAGCGGCUGCAGCGGCGCGGGAGCAGGCAACGUCUCAAGAGCAGGAGAGCGAGGCUGAGAGCCUCGAGCUCACGCGCCAGCUGGCAGCCACCGCCGCCGAGGCGGGCGCGCUGCGCGAGUCGCUGCGCGCGGAGGAGCAGCGGGCGGCGGAGCGGGGGCAGCUGGUGUCGGAGCUGUCGGGCACGGUGCAGGAGCAAAAGGGGCGGCUGCAGGUCGUGCAGCGCGACUGCCAGGACCUGCGCCGCCAGCUGGCGCGCUGCACGCCCUCAGAGUUCGACCGCCUCCACUCCGAGCUGGUCGCCGCGCAGCGCGCCGCCGCGGGCGCGCCGGUGCUGCAGGAGCAGCUGGAGCGGCAGAGGGCGGCGUGGCAGGCAGCAGAAGAGCGGCUGGCCAAGCUGCAGGCGAGGGCCGCCCACGCGCAGCUGCAAGAGGAGGCCGUGGCCAAGGCGGCCGCUUUCGACGGGCAGCUCAAGGCGGCGCGCGGGGACGCGGCGCGGCUGCAGGCUGAGGUGGCGUCUCUGGCGGAACAGCUUGAGGCGGCGCGCGACGCAGUCAAGGUCAAGGCUGCCAUGGUGGACAGUGCACACCAGAGCGUGACGGCCCUCAAGGCUGAGCUGCAGGAGCUGGCGGCGGAGGCCGACGACGCGCGCGCGGCGGCAGACCAGGCGGAGCGCCGGCUCCACAAGACCCAGGAGGCUGCAGCCGAUGAGGAGACUGCGCUGCGCGCCGAGCUCACCGCAGGACGCUCUGCGCUGGAAAAGGCAGAGGCUGCACUGGCCGCGGCGCGCGAGGCGCUCCGUGAGGAGCAGGCGCGGGCGCGGGCCGCGCAGGAGGCGGUGGCUGAGAAGGAUGCCAUGAUCACGUGGGUUGGCAGCAUCGGCGGCGCGGCUGGGUUUGUGGAGCAGGAGGUGUCGCGCGUCAAGGUGAUGUUUGAGUCAAAAGAGGGCCGCCUGCGGUCGGAGCGCGACGCGGCGCGGCGGCAGCUCGAGGAGGCGGAGGCGGCGCGGGAGGCGCUGGGCGCGCAGGUCUCUGAGCUCCGCGCCCGCCUCGACGCAGCAGCCGCAGACGCCGAGCGCCAGCGCCGCGCCGCUGCCCAGGCCACCGCCGCGCAGGCUGCCGCCGAGGCCGCGGCGGCCGCCGCGCAGGAGAGCGCCGAGCGCGCGGAUGCGCGAGUGGCGGAGGUGGAGCGAGAAAUGGCCGGGCUGCUGGCGGCGGUCGAGGCCCAAAAGGCCGCGUCCAGCGCCAAGAUGCGGCAGCUGGCUUCGCUACUGCAUGAGAUGUGA
Messenger RNA from Monoraphidium neglectum, 2829 nucleotides. RefSeq names its product Leucine-rich repeat and coiled-coildomain-containing protein 1. The coding region runs from base 1 to 2829 and encodes 942 amino acids. Lineage: Eukaryota; Viridiplantae; Chlorophyta; Chlorophyceae; Sphaeropleales; Selenastraceae. Gene Ontology annotation, molecular function: protein binding. The record is from RefSeq and is a predicted model, not a curated record. Gene Ontology annotation, cellular component: cytoplasm. The transcript is spliced from 14 exons.